Messenger RNA from Zalophus californianus (California sea lion), 3973 nucleotides. RefSeq names its product vascular endothelial zinc finger 1 (gene VEZF1). Gene Ontology annotation, molecular function: RNA polymerase II cis-regulatory region sequence-specific DNA binding; DNA-binding transcription activator activity, RNA polymerase II-specific. NCBI's taxonomy places the organism in Eukaryota, Metazoa, Chordata, Mammalia, Carnivora, Otariidae. Gene Ontology annotation, biological process: regulation of transcription by RNA polymerase II. Bases 537 to 2051 code for a protein of 504 amino acids. The transcript has 7 exons. Gene Ontology annotation, cellular component: nucleus. The record is from RefSeq and is a predicted model, not a curated record.
CGGGCACUGGCUGAGCUCCGAGGCGGCGAACCUGCGGCGGGGACGCCCAGAAGGGGUCCGGGCGGCUGGGGGCGGCGGCGGCCGGGUCGGGGCUCCCCCCCCCGCCCGCGCUCGCCGCGGCGGUGGUGCGUCCCGGAGGUUACCGGAAGUGGCCGCGCUCGGCGCUGCCAUGUUGAGCCGCCGCUGCCGCUGCCGCCGCCGCCGCCGCCGCUUUGUUGUCGCCUCCUCCGGCUGAGGAGGCUCCCCGAGCGGGGGGAGUGGGGAGGAGGGGGGUCGGCCGCCGCAGCCAUGGAGGCCAACUGGACCGCGUUCCUGUUCCAGAGAACAAGUUGGGGAAACCCAGUUCCCCUCUUAGAAGGCUUCAUGUAGAAGUGUGGGGAUCCUAGGAAUCCUCAGAGAGUGAUUCCCGUAGUGGUCGAGGCAUUCUACAGCAUUUCACCCAAGAAGCAGGGACCUGGUGUGACCCUCGUGUGAGAGUGAGCUUCAGCAAUGCUGUAAAAAUACUUUAUGUUGCCACAGACAUCUGAAUUGGUAAAAUGGCAGCCCAUGAAGCCUCCCAUCACCAACAGCAGGCAGCACAGAACAGCUUGCUGCCCCUCCUGAGCUCUGCUGUGGAGCCCCCUGAUCAGAAACCAUUGCUUCCAAUACCAAUAACUCAGAAACCUCAAGCAGCGCCAGAAACAUUAAAAGAUGCCAUUGGGAUUAAAAAAGAAAAACCCAAAACUUCAUUUGUGUGCACUUACUGCAGUAAAGCUUUCAGGGACAGCUAUCACCUGAGGCGCCACGAGUCCUGCCACACAGGGAUCAAGUUGGUGUCCCGGUCAAAGAAAACCCCCACCACGGUGGUUCCCCUCAUCUCCACCAUCGCUGGGGACAGCAGCAGAACUUCGUUGGUCUCGACCAUUGCUGGCAUCUUAUCAACAGUCACUACAUCUUCCUCGGGCACCAACCCCAGCAGCAGUGCCAGCACCACAGCUAUGCCCGUGACCCAGUCUGUCAAGAAACCCAGUAAGCCUGUCAAGAAGAACCAUGCUUGUGAGAUGUGUGGGAAGGCUUUCCGAGAUGUGUACCACCUCAAUCGGCACAAGCUCUCCCAUUCGGACGAAAAGCCCUUCGAGUGUCCUGUUUGUAAUCAGCGUUUCAAGAGGAAGGACCGGAUGACUUACCAUGUGAGGUCUCAUGAAGGAGGCAUCACCAAACCCUAUACUUGCAGUGUUUGUGGGAAGGGCUUCUCGAGGCCUGACCACUUAAGCUGUCACGUAAAACAUGUCCAUUCAACAGAAAGACCCUUCAAAUGCCAAUUUUCCUCCCUCAUGCAGACGUGCACUGCUGCCUUUGCCACCAAAGACAGACUGCGGACACACAUGGUGCGCCACGAAGGCAAGGUAUCGUGUAACAUCUGUGGGAAGCUUCUGAGUGCAGCGUACAUCACCAGCCACUUAAAGACACAUGGGCAGAGCCAAAGUAUCAACUGUAAUACAUGUAAACAAGGCAUCAGUAAAACGUGCAUGAGCGAGGAGGCCGGCAGCCAGAAGCAGCAGCAGCAGCAUGUAACGAGCUGGCCAGGGAAGCAGGUGGAGACGCUGAGACUGUGGGAAGAAGCUGUCAAGGCAAGAAAGAAAGAAGCUGCUAACCUGUGCCAAACCUCCACGGCUGCUACGACACCCGUGACUCUCACUACUCCAUUCAAUAUCACGUCCUCUGUGUCGUCUGGGACGAUGUCAAACCCAGUCACAGUGGCAGCUGCAAUGAGCAUGAGAAGUCCAGUCAAUGUUUCAAGUGCAGUUAACAUAACCAGCCCAAUGAACAUAGGGCACCCUGUAACUAUAACCAGUCCAUUAUCCAUGACCUCUCCUUUAACACUUACUACCCCAGUCAACCUCCCCACCCCUGUGACUGCUCCAGUGAAUAUAGCACACCCCGUCACCAUCACGUCUCCCAUGAACCUGCCCACACCUAUGACGUUAGCUGCCCCUCUCAAUAUAGCAAUGAGGCCUGUAGAGAGCAUGCCUUUCUUACCCCAAGCUUUGCCUACAUCACCACCUUGGUAAACAGUAUUAUAAAAUCAAAAUAUGGGUUAAAGUAAAUAUUUACCAGCAACUUACUUUUAGUUUAUUAAAGCAAAAAGUAAACCAUGAAAUUGGGAGAUUUUAUUACAUUAGUUAAUAAUAGUGUAGUAGCAUUUUUCUCCAAUUUGGCUGGGAUUGUUCAAAGUAGGGUGUGUAUGUAACUUAUCACUGGACCACUUUAGUUUAAUCAGAAAUUCCUUUUAGCUGACAGCAUUGCUUAAACAAGAUAGUAGUUGGCAAGGUAAAAUGCCAGAAUUAAAACCAAUCAUAAAAAAGCAAAACCCAUUUCAAAAUAAAAAAACGGCAUUACUGUUUCUAAUCCCAAGAAAUCAUUUUAUUCUAAACACUAGCAGAACUCUUCUCCCUAUAAAAGGUGGAUGGCUGAUUUUAACCUGAAGUUCUAAAUCCACAGAGAGCUAGUGUAGCAUUGUCUGUGUUUAUUGUUUUUAUGAGUAAAUACAUGCAUUGUCAUAAUAAAAUGCAUUUCAGAGAAUAUGCAUUUUACCUUUGGGAAUAUGUUAAUUUCAGGCAGCAUUCCCUAUGGGAAAGGUGAUACCAGCUCUGAUAUGCAAAGCAUAUGAUAAUUUAUCAUUCUAACUUCAACAUAUAAUAGGGAUUGUGACCUGAUAUUUGGAGAUGUAAAUAUUGCUCAGCAUAUUAAUCCUGAUGGAAUAUAGCAUUGUAGUUGACUUUUUAAAAAAAUAAAAAAUAAAUAAAAAAAACCAAAAUAUACAAAUUGUGUUUUGGUAAGAAAAGGCCUCAACUGACGGAGGAGAAGUCAAGCGUGUGGACAGGCAGACUCCUAACAAAUAGAGGCCAGUGGGACUCCUAUUCAGGAGCCAAGGAGUACUUGGAACAGUUAAAAUAUAUUGCUUUAAAUUGGAAGAUGCUGGAGGCACUGGGAUGUGAUAUGCCCCUCUCUCUCCCAAUCAGAGCCUGUUGAUGUUACAACAGGGAAAUAUGUGUUAGUUGCUCACUAGAGUUUAUGUCUUAUAUUAAAUUGUAUACAGUUUUUAUUCUAACCACUAACUAGGUAGUAUGCCCCUUCAGAACAAGCAGAGUGUAUCUUUUUUUUUUUAAUUUUUCCUUCCGUUUCUUAAUCAAGUAUUGUGCAGAUUUUUUCAACUUUGUAAAUAUGGACAUCACUUUUUCUUUUUCUUUGAGAAAACACUUGUAUCAGCUUUGUGGUGUUUUCAGGGAGACGCUCUCUGUACUCCCUGUAGAAACCCAGCAAUGAUUGUGCACGUUAAGACAUGUGCUUUUUAUUUCUUAGCAGGAUGUUUUAUCUCUGUACAUAAAGUAGAAACCAAAAGUUAGGGAAACAGAUACUCUUUACACCAUCAUGCCACACAUUAAUGUUUUUAAAGCAUUGUGGUUUUUUUAAAAAAAGGUUACUAAAACCAAGACGCUGUGAUUUUUUUUUUAAGUUGCAAUAUGUUUUUGGGUUUUUUUUUUCUUUUUUAAUCUUGCAGUUAAGAGAAAUGGAAUUUAGUUGUAUUAAUCUUGCAGAAUGUUUGCAGGACUGACUAUCAAACUGGAUGACUUCCGUUUAUACCCCACUGUGUCAGUUCAAGCAUCAAAUACCUUACAUCCGAGGCAGACUUCCUACAUCAGGGACAGGUAUCUGUGUGUCAUUAUACAAAACAGUUCGAGGGGGUUGAACUACAUAGUAAAAAAUAAAAUAGUACUUAGUGUAAAAUAAUUUUAUAAAUGAUCUUUUGUACUUUAGGACAUUAAAUUGUACAACUUUUGUAUAUAUAAAAGCUUAGGAACUUUCUGUUUAGCAGGAAGGCAACACAUUCCUACACUUUUAAUGUAUAUGUUUGUUAUAAUGUCCAUGUAAACAUGCCCUAUGUUUGUGCCUUUUAAUUAGUUUGUCUCAAUAAACAAAAUGUAGAGAAAAA